AUGUCUGGCAAUGAAGCGCAGAGAAACCAGGAGCUGAGCCCGAGAGAAGAGACGAGUCCUGGGACCGGAUUGGACCAGGAUCUGGACCAGGGACUGGAUCAGGGUCUGGAUCAGGGUCUGGACCAGGGACUGAAGCAGGAGCCAGAGGAGGAGAGCAUCAGUCUGGAGCCGCAGCACAACACACAGUGUCUGUCAAACAUCAACAUUGUGUGUGUGAACAUGAACAAGUGUGAGUCCGAAGAAGAAGAGGACUCACAGACCAGUCCUGGAUCUGGACCAAACCAGGGACCGAACCAGGGACUCAACCAGGAGACGUCCAAGAUGAAGGAGGAGCCAGAGGAGCAGAGCAUCAGUCUGCAGCCUCAGCACGACACGCAACCUGUCCCCGACUUAAACAUUGUGUGUUUGAAGUCAGAAGAGCCCAAAGAGGAGGACACAGAGGGAGAAGACACAGAGGGAGAAGACACAGAGGCAGAAGACACAGAGGGAGAAGACACAAAGGGAGAAGACACAAAGGGAGAAGACACAGAGGGAGAAGACACAGAGGGAGAAGACACAGAGGGAGAAGACACAGGUGCAGAGACAGACCGCGAUGAAGACUGGAGAGCUCCUUUCAGCUGCUCAGGCGAUAAAACCAGCGAUGACAAAGUCCAAACCAGAGGCCGACGCACACUCGGGGCUAAAGCGAACAGGAUUUGUGCCAAAAUGUCUGAAGGAGAACCGCAACAGGACUUGGAUGAGGAAGAGGACACACGAGCAGAGCGUAUCUCAGGUUUGUAUGCGAAGGCAGAAGAGUCUCAAUCUGAGACCGAGGGAGAAUCCGACUGUUCUGACUACGAUGAAGCAGAGACCAGAGCCACUGCCAACAAACCAGGCAAACCUUUCAGCUGCCCAGCCUGCAGCAAGACCUUCUCCUUUAAGUCUCGGUUGGACGACAGGCACGAGCGACUCCACGCAUUCUUUGAAGACGCGGCGAGAGACCCUUCAGCUGCUCAGAGCGUGGUUGAGGCAAACACACAGCGGGCGCUCAAGGAGCGGUGUGUCCCAGAGUCUGGAGAAGAAGACACAGAGAUCAGUCCCCUCACGAGUACUGGGCCCAGUCUGGACCGUGGUCUGGACCAGGAUCCAGAGAUGAUAGAGAUGAAAGAGGAGUCAGAGGAGCAGAGUGUCAGCCUCGAGUCACAACACCACGCACAUUCUGUCCCUGAUUGGGCCCCUGUGUGUGUGAAGAGAGAGGAGUUCAAGCCAAAGGAAGAAAACUCUAGCGGAGAGACUGACCACUCUUCUGACCACAAUGAGGACUUCGCAGAGACCAGGACCACGGCGAACCACACGGAGAUGGAGGAGGUGAUGGAGGAGGUGAUGGAGGAGGUGAUGGAGGAGGUGAUGGAGGAGGUGAUGGAGGAGGUGACGGAGGAGGUGACGGAGGAGGUGAGGAUGGACUCGAUGAUGGCCGUGUAG
Knipowitschia caucasica is the source of this 1461-nucleotide messenger RNA. The record is from the annotation of a GenBank genome assembly. NCBI's taxonomy places the organism in Eukaryota, Metazoa, Chordata, Actinopteri, Gobiiformes, Gobiidae.